AUGUCCUGUUGGGCACCCUUGAGAGCUUUGUUCCUGGGUUUGUUCUUAACCAUCACUGAAGGUAGCCAUUAUGAAGGUUACUCACUGGGCCAACCAUGUUUCCCUGGCCAUCCUUGCGCGUUAGCAUUUAUCUCCGACAAUCCUGUGAUCUUACGUUGUCCACACUCUUCCUACAGAGGGUACAUCACUUGGCAAUACCUUGACCCGUCUUGGACUAAUGAGCAACCACUCACCUUCCUAUACUCAGGAGGAACUUCUUGGCCCUUGCUCAGCCAUGCCAAGUUGCGGAGACUGCGUUUCAAAUCCCGACUGAUCGCCAGCAACCUGUAUAUUCCAAGUCCCAGUGCAGAAGAUUCUGGGUUGUACACCUGCCGUGCAGGAGAUGCCACCAUUGGCUAUUAUGAUGUUGAUUUUCAAGACGCUGGGCACCUCCAUGUCUCCCAUGCGGGCCUGGGGGAGACCACCUUGAGCAAUGCUACAGUGGAGCUAGAAAAUGGAGCACAGGCCACCCUGUUCACCUCCUGGAGUCCUUGGCAGUCUUGUGAUCGCUGUGGCCAUUCUGGGGAACGGAAGCAAGUGGGGUUUUGUUAUGCCCAGCUGGCUAUGAUGGACCACGAGGAGGAUAUGCCAUUGCCUUGUGGGAUGAUUAGGCGGAAGAACUUGAUGUUGCCACAACGGGCACCAGAGCUGAGAAUAGAAACCUGUCAAGUGCCCUGUAACGCACCAUACUUGCUUGGCCAAGAGAAACCCCACUGGGUACCAUUCCUGGUCUUUACCACCUACCAUCCCCAACAAAAAGCCAUUGCUCGCCUUCGCUGCCCGACGUCUUCCAUCUACAGCCCUGUUUACUGGCAGGUAGGUCUCACAACGCUGACACGUCUUCAACUUCUCCAGAAGAACAGUUCCCAGAGCCUGGACAAAGCCACCGGUGGUGGGAUCCUACGCCUCUCCUUCCAGAAUGACUCACACAGCACUUUUUACCAGUGUUUCGUGAAUGGCCACUUAGUGGGCAAGUUUUUGGUUGCCUCUCCUGGUGCGAUGAGCCCACCAAGAGAGCUGGCUCACACUUACUCCAUCAUUGAGGCAUUGGUGGUGGGCCUCUCCAUAUUCCUUGUGUUCCUGAUGUUUCUCAGCAUAAUCCAGUCCUGCAGGAGGAAACCAGGAACUACCAUGGUCUAG
Molecule: messenger RNA, 1179 nt
Organism: Python bivittatus (Burmese python)
Lineage: Eukaryota; Metazoa; Chordata; Lepidosauria; Squamata; Pythonidae
Gene: FAM187B
Product: family with sequence similarity 187 member B
Source: RefSeq, a predicted model, not a curated record